AUGGCAAAUGAGCAGACAAUUACUUGCGGGCCAUUUGGCGGUCCAGGGACAACAGCCACCUCAUGGGAUGACAAAACCUACACCACAGUAAGGGAAGUAAUUUUACAUGCCGGAACGGAAAUACAUUCCAUUCAAUUAGUCUAUGAUAAUCAAGGAAAACCAGUAUACGGACAACAACAUGGUUCUGUAGGCGGAACCCUGUACAAGGUGUCAUUAGCUUAUCCUGGGGAGUACCUCGUUUCAAUAUCAGGGCACUUUGGUCAAUGUAUUUAUAAUAAUAAAAAAUACGUUGUUCUGAAAUCUCUUAUAUUUCAUAGCAAUACAAAGCAACAUGGACCAUAUGGUCCCCAAGAAGGAAGCCGUUUUCUAGGUCCCUUACCAAUAGGCAAGAUUGUUGGAUUCUUUGGAAAGAAGGGUGGUCGUUUGGAUUCAAUUGGAGUAUAUGUUAAGCCAUUCCCAACUAGAAUAACUGUUGGUCCAUUUGGAACUACUGGUGGACAACAAUGGGACGAUGGAACCUACAGCACAGUAAGGGAAAUAAUUAUAAACGCCGGAGCGUUAAUUGAUUCCAUCCAAGUUGUCUAUGAUAGUGAAGGAAAGCCAGUGAUGGGAGAAAUGCAUGGUAGUAAAAGCGGAAACCAACACAGGGUCAUAUUAGACUACCCAGAUGAAUUUUUGGUUUCAUUUUCUGGGUACUACGGGCAGAAUUUAAUUGGUUCUGGAACACACUGGAACAUAGUUCAGACACCUAGGAACUCUAGGAAUGGAGGACAGAGGAUCAGGAAGUCGCCGGAGGUGAAGCAGGUGUUCGGGUGUAAAAUAUUGCACCCAUACUUAGGGGCCGUCUGUGGGAACUUCGAUACAAAAAGUCCGUUCCUUAUCCCUUGCAUACAACAUCACUCCAGAAUGACAACAGAGCCAGACACUAUUCAACCGCAGCAACAGGAGACCAUGCAGAAGAUACGCGAAGAAAUGCAAGCACAACUGGACGUCCUGCGACAAGUAAAUGAAGCUUAG
Messenger RNA from Cornus florida, 1017 nucleotides. Its product is annotated as jacalin-related lectin 3-like. The transcript has 5 exons. The coding region runs from base 1 to 1017 and encodes 338 amino acids. Gene Ontology annotation, molecular function: carbohydrate binding. The record is from RefSeq and is a predicted model, not a curated record. Lineage: Eukaryota; Viridiplantae; Streptophyta; Magnoliopsida; Cornales; Cornaceae.